This is a messenger RNA of Pungitius pungitius (ninespine stickleback), 5514 nucleotides long. It is a transcript of the gene card11, whose product is annotated as caspase recruitment domain family, member 11. Gene Ontology annotation, cellular component: cytoplasm. The record is from RefSeq and is a predicted model, not a curated record. Lineage: Eukaryota; Metazoa; Chordata; Actinopteri; Perciformes; Gasterosteidae. Gene Ontology annotation, biological process: regulation of apoptotic process. The transcript is spliced from 25 exons. Gene Ontology annotation, molecular function: CARD domain binding. Bases 767 to 4228 code for a protein of 1153 amino acids.
CUAAAUAAUACUAAUGCUAUUCCAAAAAUACAUUCAAAAGUCCGGUACUGACAAUGUCCUUAAAGUAAAAGUAAGCAACAGGCCUAAAUGUCUUGAUUACAUUCAAUUAAAAGUACUUCAACUCAUGUAGAAAUUGCCCCAGUGAUGGUCACAGCCUACUAUUAUAGGUAAUUAUUAUUGUCACAGAAGCGUUAAUGUAAGCAGAAUAACACUAUCAUAGUUAUAUAAGAAUCUAUAAGAGCCACAUAUUUUAUACGGUCAACAUGUUUUGGUCCGAUGGAGUAGACUGGAUUCUUUAGUAUAAUGAAUGACUAAUUCCGGGUUGAAAGGAGCUGACGUUGAUUUCAAGCAUCUGAAUGAUUAAACGAUUAAACCUCAUCGUCAUCCUGAUGACAGUCACGGGUUUACAGAGGCUGAGGUUGAGCUCUUCCUCACCUCUCUGCAGUAGACUAGUUAUUUCCAUUCCAGUUCACAGCCCGCCCCUUUCUCUCUCUCUCUCUCUCUCUCUCUCUCUCGCUCUCUCUCUCUCUUUCUCUCUCUCUGCCACACAGUUAGUCGGUGCCAGAGUUCGCCACAUGUUCUCCUCCUCUGGUAUUUUUAUAGUCCCCUCACUUUUGAAUAAAUGGAGACUACCUGACCCUCUGGGAUUCAUGGUUAACCAACCGCACAAAAAAACUACAAUACAGCAAAAUCAACCUCACCUCGGCCAAGUUUAACUUCCCUUCAGCUCUUCGGACAACUCCCUGAGGCAUCUGAGGCUAAAGGGAUGGAAAACGGAACGUGUGAUGAUGUGGAGGCGCUGUGGGAGAAGUUGGAGUGCAAACGUUAUGAACUGUGUCGCACCAUCUCUCCCUCGAAACUGACCCCCUACCUCCGCCAGUGCAAAGUCCUGGAUGAGCAGGAUGAGGAUGAGAUCCUCAACUCCAUGCUGCUGGUCUCCAAAACAAACCGUACAAGCCGUCUUCUUGACAUCCUCCACGCUAAAGGAGAGCGUGGAUAUGUGGCGUUUUUGGAAAGUCUGGAAUUUUACUACCCUGAGCUGUACAAACUUGUCACAGGGAAGGCUCCCACGCGACGCUUCUCCUCCAUCGUAGUUGAAGAGGGUCACGAGGGUGUGACCCAGUUCCUGAUGAACGAAGUGAUGAAGCUGCAGCAGCAGUCCAAAGUCAAGACCCUGCAGACGGUUGAGCUAAGCAGGAAGAACUGCACCCUGGAGGACGAGCAGAAGAAGCUGAAGUUGGCCAAUCAGGAGCUUCAGGCCUUCCAACAAAGGUACAAUAAGCUGAAGGAAGAGAGGAACUCCUACAGUGACGAGCUGCUGCGGGUAAAGGACGAAAACUACAAACUGGCCAUGAGGUAUGCCACCUUGAGUGAGGAGAAGAACAUGGCUGUGAUGAGGAGCAGAGACCUGCAGCUAGAGGUUGAUCAGCUGAAACACAGGCUGAACAAGUUGGAGGAAGAGUGCAAGAUGGAGAGGAGGCAGAGUCUUAAACUGAAGAACGACAUCGAGAACCGGCCAAAGAGAGAGCAGAUCUUUGAGCUGGAAAGAGAGAAUGAAAUGCUCAAGAUCAAGCUUCAGGACCUACAGUCCAUCAUACAGCCUGGUCCACUACCUGCCUCGGACAAGGCCAUCCUUGACAUUUUAGAACAUGACAGGCAAGAAGCACUGGAAGACAGACAGGAUCUGGUCAAUCGCCUCUACAACCUCCACGAAGAAGUCCGUCAGGCGGAGGAGCUGCGAGAUAAGUACUUGGAGGAGAAGGAGGAUCUGGAGCUGAAGUCCUCCACACUGCAAAAGGACUGUGAGAUGUAUCGUAACCGCAUGGACACCAUCACAUUACAGCUGGAGGAGGUGGAGAAGGAGAGGGACCAGGCGUUUCGUGGCAGAGACGAGGCCCAGAACCAAUUCUCCCAAAGUCUCAUCGACAAAGACAAAUAUCGCAAGCAGAUCAGGGAGCUGGAGGAGAAGAGCGAUGAACUCCACAUCGAGAUCGUUCGCAAAGAAGCCAAGCUGGUCACCUUGGAGUCUCGACUGCGACGGAUUUCCAAGGACAUCCCUUUGGACCAGAGUCUGCCAAGGGACCUGCUUCCGACCAUCUUCUCUCAAGCGGGGGACGAUAAACCUGUUCAGGACCAAUCAGAAUGGUCCAGCGAUGAGUCGCCGGGGGAGAAGUUCCCUUCUGAUGAGCCGCGGCUCAAACGCAGACCUAACCUCAAAGCCGUGCUCAGAGUCUCAAAGUCUCCAGUCUGUGGACCCAAAGAGGUCUCCUUAGAGCCCGCUCAAUCUGCUGUCAACAGCGGAGAGUUUCUGGAAACCCAGAAACGGAACUCGCACGCAAACAGCAUGUCCCUCCCGCCCUCCCCCAGCUUUAUGACGUCCCCCACGUACCCCCCCUUCUCGACUCACCCGCUCUCCUCCUCACAACUUUACUUAAAUGUGGCGGAGCAGUCCAACAGGCAAAAUAUGCUGCGUUCCCGCUGCAGCAUGCUGUCCAUAGUGGCUGAGCCGCCAGAGCAAGCAUCGCUCUACCGCAGAGAGAGGGAGAAGGAAUGCGACUUCCACCCUCGCAGCGUCUCGGACUUAGAUAGCGACAAGGAGAUGGAGUUUGAGGACGAAGUACAUUGUGGUCCACCUUCUGUCCACUCAUCUUCCUCGUCCCAUCACUCAGAAGGGAUGGACAGUUACGACCUGGAGCAGGUCAACACUAUCUUCAGGAAACUCUCUCUGGAGCGGCCUUUCCGCCCGUCUCUCUCCUCCUUCUCCAGGAGCAGCGGCUCCCUGAAGCCGGUGCAGGAGCUUUCGUUGCUCGGUGACAACCUCCUGAGGGACAUCACUCUGGUUGGCGGCAACGAAAGCGGGAUUUUCAUAUCAGCUGUCCAGCCUUGCUCCAUCGCGGAGAAAGCGGGGCUUCGGGAGGGCCACCACCUCCUACUGCUUGAAGGUUGCAUACGUGAUGAGAACCAAAGCAUUUCAUUGGAUACCAGCACCCAGGAAGAAGCCUAUUGGACGCUGCAGCACUGCUCUGGACCGGUCAAGCUGCACUAUCGAGCCAACUUUGACUCUUACCGCCGCCUUCAGAGGGACCUAGCGGAAGGCCCACUGGUUUCUGGCGACUCCUUCUACAUACGGGUCAACCUCAACAUCUCCGGCCAGUCAGACUGCUGCUCUCUGAGCGUGCACUGCGAUGAGGUGGUGCACGUGCUGGACACCAGGCACCAGGGCCGCAACGAGUGGCUGUGCGCGCGCGUCAACCCGUACAACGGCUCGGACCUGGCUGACCGGGGCACCAUACCAUGCAACUCAAGGGCCCAGCAGCUGCUCCUAGUAAAGAUACAGAAGUUAGUAUCUCGAGGGGGAAAAGAAGAGAAUGAGAUCAACCGCAGCAGGAACCAUUUACAGCCAGAUGAAGCCGGCUCGUCUCCUGAUCCUAAAUCCAGCCCACGCAUGUCUAGAGCCAGCAUCUUCCUCACCCAGAUACUACAGUUUGUCAGCAGGGUGGAUAUCAAGUACAAGCGGAUGAACAGCAACGAACGUGUUAGGAUCAUCAAUUCAGCCAGCGCGACGCUACCCAGACAAGGGUUUGAAGCUUUGAGACCAGAAGACGCUGCUUAUCCAGACAAUGAGCUGAGCAGGAGCCUGAGCCUGAUUCCCUACAGCACCGUCACCCUGCAGCGCGCUCAGAGGAGAAGGCCCGUCCUCUUCACUCCGGCUGCUCUAGCCACAACCGUGAUCCAGAAAAUACUCAACAUGGGGGGAGCCAUGGAUUUCGAUAUCUGCAAGCCAGACACGCUGUCCAAAGAAGAGUUUCAUCUGAAACAGAACGUGGAACCAUUCAUUCACUACAAAGAGAAACACACCAUAUUUGAAUGCAUCACCCGAGAAAACAUAGAGGCUGUUGCUUCCAAGGGCAAACACUGUCUGCUCGAGGCCGAGCUGAGCUGCGUCAAAGACCUUCUGCGGCGAGAAAUCUACCCGAUCAUCGUCUACGUCAAGAUCUGUGAGAGGAAUGUGAAGAAGCUACGGAAGUUGCCUGUGCGCGUGGAGUCGGAGGAGGAGUUUGUGAAGUUGUGUCGGGCAAAAUCAAAGGAGCUGGAGGGAAUUCCCUGCCUCUAUGCCAGCGUGGAGCCCGAGGCCUGGGCGGGGACGGACGACCUCAUCAGGGUGGUCAAAGAGCGGAUACUGGAGGAGCAGAAGAAGACGGUGUGGGUGGAGCAGGACCUCCUGUAGACGCACAGAUGCAAAACACACGGUGCAGCCGAGCACCAUAAAACACUCGUGAACACUGUGCUCUUCUGCAUAUUCAUGCCGAAUCUCACAGGUGCUCUCGUGGAUACUCGCACCGCUGGAGACUUGGGAUGACUUGAAUUAUACAUUUUGUAAAUGGGUGUGUUUACCUUGAUUUAGAUGAAUAAACAAAUGAAAAACAACAAAAGGGGACUUUAAGAGCAUUUAAAGGGAAGGCGUUCAACAAUCACUUGUGUGAGCAGUAAUUUCAUUUUCCGUGUGAUCUGACUUCACUUUGAUUACAUCGUCCUCUUGUGGCUGCCGUCAAGCUUUGAUGUGGUACAUUUAAGUCAAAAUGGAUUAUAUCAUAUCAGUCUUUUAUUUAUUUGUUUUGUUGCAAAUCUGUUGUGCAGCGCGUCUUCUAAAAAACGUUACAGAAAUAGGAAUAUUACAUAAACCGCUGCUAUAUAAAUAUAAUAAAGUUGAAUAGAGCUGAAUGUGUAUCUUAUAGAGAACACAUCAAGGUUUACUCAGGAAAUUGUGAUGGAAAGCUUGACAUGGCCUAGUUAUUACACAGGUUGUGCAAAUAUCUAUUAUAUUCAGAUUUAUAUUAUGUAGGCUCAUCAUUAACAACCCCUGAGCUGCUCAUGUAAAAACACUAUUUUAUUUAGUGACAUUUACCAUGAAUAAGUAAACACGUUUGUUGAUUCCUAACGCACACAAAUCUUUUUUUUUUUGAGGCCACCAGCCGUUCUGAUUUGAGAAAAACAAGCAGAGGGGAUUAAGAGUAACCUAUUUCAUAAGGGGGCCGGAUAAUCUCUUCUGAGAGGAAAGACAUCUAGCACUAUACAGUGUUCCCUAAGAUGAUCAUAUCAGACACAUACUGUCAGAAAGAAACCAAACUCACACUCUCAGCCUCCCUUAAGUCAAUACUGCAUCUUUGCUCUAGUGGCAAACCAAGGCUAAUAUUUAUUCUACUUUGACUGUGGGAAGCUCAUCCAUUUUUGUGGUUAAAUGUAAUCGGAAGUGAUCAAAUAUACAAACGUAAUAAACAUCAUGAAACGUCAGAUGAUUGUGUACACAUGAUAAAUACAAGUCUGUCGGUGGAAAUUAUGUUGUUGAUCAUAACCUUUCAUCCCAUUGUUAUGGAUUCAUUAUUGUGUGUGUGUGUGUGUGUGCGCGUGUGUGUUCAUUAGAAUGACUGUCGCAUUACAAAUGUAUACUAAGCAUAUUAAUGAGAGAACAGUGUAAAAUCCGGAGUGGAGGUUAAAUGUGUGACGCUGAUUAAA